This is a messenger RNA of Blumeria graminis f. sp. triticale, 1179 nucleotides long. Lineage: Eukaryota; Fungi; Ascomycota; Leotiomycetes; Helotiales; Erysiphaceae. The record is from the annotation of a GenBank genome assembly.
AUGUCAAAAUCAAUUCAUUUAUUCUUUGCUUUGAUUGGAUUAUGUGAAUAUUUCAUUUCUGCGACAGACGUAUCAGUAGAAGCAGCUCUUCCUGGAAAAGUGAACGCAUACAUGUGUGAUACGACAUUCUUCUCGAUGAAAUAUCUAACACAAGAAGCUGAGAAUGCAUAUCGAAAAUUUACUCAUCCGUCUUAUAAUACCCGUUUUCCCGCAUUAUUUGAUGACACACUGCUUUUCAAAUUAGAUACACAAAUUCUUCUAUCGUGGCCCAUAAAGGCUUCGAGGAUACCUCACAAAGCUAGCUCACCGGAUAUUUAUCGUCUUAUCAUCAAUACUGACAAGGAUGUAAUCGGUGUCGUGUCUAUAAUUUAUCAGAGUGAUGCGCAGAAAGGUUUAAAGAAAGGUUUAAAAUAUCACAAAUGCAAGCCAGUGUACCUCUCCAGCAGGCCCACUAAUGAACAGAGUAACUUUGAGAUCCUAAACUCUCUUCAAAGCUUUGAAUUCAUCGGAUACUUAUGUGACUCUACACUCAUAAGAAAAGAAGCUUUUGUAUACACACGAGAAAUAAUUGAAAAAUAUGACCCGGUAUCUAGCAUUGGCAGUAGAAAAUUUAUCAGUAAAUUUUCAAGAUAUACUGGUAAACUUAGUACUAGAGCUGAUCUCUAUCAGUAUCCUUUGCGUAAUUUGAGUACCAAAGGCCAACCAACAGGUCAGGUUAGCGGACAUCGAAUCAUUUACCAUCAUGACCAGAAGAAGAAAAUUGUGUACGAUGGAGUCAUCAGUAAGGGUCCAAAGGAAGAUUUUUGUGCCGAAGUAUGGUACAUAAUACCACUCCAAGAUCGCACAUGUGAAAACUCAUUAAUAAAAUCCCAAGACGAUGAUCUUUCGGGCAUCGAUAUAAUGGUCCCCUGCGGUACCCAAGAAUUGAGUAUGACAACUAUUCAGCUCUUCCAAUUUUUUGGUCAAUCUCAGGUGCGACAAGUUCAAAGUUAUAAUCCAAGGAAUUACCCAACAUUACAGGAAGAUAUAUGGCUUUGGCCCAUAAGUUUGCCAGAGACGUCUUUAGCAAAUUCACAUUUCGCAUUCGCAACAGCUUACGACUCGAGUUCAAAUUUUAUUGGAAUUUAUCACGCACCUCGAAUCCAUGGACUAGUCUUAACCUACAAACCAUGUUUUUGA